Molecule: messenger RNA, 1608 nt
Organism: Monoraphidium neglectum
Lineage: Eukaryota; Viridiplantae; Chlorophyta; Chlorophyceae; Sphaeropleales; Selenastraceae
Exons: 9
Coding region: 1-1608 (535 amino acids)
Source: RefSeq, a predicted model, not a curated record
AUGGGCGGCCUAUCCCUAGGGGCCCUCGACGGCAAGGCCGUCAACGGCACCCGCACAGUUGCCUACACAGGACUGUUUGCUGUGCUCACCGCCAACGCUCUGACCGCCCCGUUCAUGGGCACGAGUGUCAUGAAGGGCACCCAGAGGUUGCUGGGUACCGUCGUGUCCGCCGUGAUAUUCGUGUGGGUCGCCCUGCAGCACAAGCCGUGGCUGGUGCUGGUGACCGUGCCGGCGUACGCGUUUGCGGUGUGCGCGCUGCGGUACAGCGUGUACCUCGUGGACGGGGAGUACGCCGGGAUGCUGGCCCUCAUAGUCGCCUUCUCACUCGCGCUGCUCCAAGAAAAAGAGGACGGUUUCAUCAUCGCCUCCGCCUCAUGGCGCUGCGCGGGGCUGUGCUUCGGCAUCGUGUGCAUGACGCUGUUCCUUCUGCUCAUGCAGGCCAACAGCACCAAGGAGGUCAACUAUCAGAUCGCCGACGCCCUGGAGGGCCUCCUCGGCCUCACACGCGCACUGUCCAAGGCAAACGCAGAUCUGGCCGCGCCCGACGCCGCCGCCACUGGCGGCAGCGACAAUGCGCCGGCCGCCCAGUCACCGCCCGUGCGCGGCGGCGGCGGCGGGGGCGGCUGCGGCGCGUCGAGCCCGGACGCAUUCUCAAGCGGCGGCGGCGAGCUGAGCGCGCAAUCGUUCGACGACGCCGCCGGGCUGGAAGAGGAGGAGCUGCGGCGGGACGCCGCCGAGAACGCGGCGGCGGCGCUCCAGGCGCAGGUGGCCACCCUGUCGUCAUCCGUCGCGGGCAGCCUGAGGGUCGUGCACUCUCAGCUGGUCAACACGGGCUACGAGCUGUACAUCGGGCGCGUCCGCGGAUGGCGCGUCUUCCUCCCGCUCCCGCGGCGCGGCAUGGGCGUGCCACCGGGGCCGGCGGUGCAGGCCACCGCGCGAAUUGCGGAGCUGCUGCAGCUGCUAUCAUCGCUGACGGGGGACCUCGAGGCCAUCCGCGGCGGCGGCGCCGGCGGCGGGACGUGCCGCGCGGCGCUGCUGGAGGCGUAUGGGGGGGUGGACGUGGUGGACAGAGCGCUGCGCGCGGCCGAGGCGGCGUUGGAGGUGCACGCGCGCGAGAUGGCGUCCUGCUGCCGCCGCGGCCACCUGCCCCGCGCGCCGCUCCCCGCCACAGCCCUCGCCGCCUGCAUCAACGCGUGCAAGUGGGCGUUCAAGAAGACGCUGCAGGCCGACUACGGCCUGGCGGCUGCCUCCACCGCGCUGGGCGCGCUGUCUGGGGCGUCUCUCGCGUCCCUCACGCGCGUGCUGCAGCAGGAGCUGAGCCUGCAGCGGCUCGACGGCGCCGGCGGCGCUGGCCUGCAGUUCUCCGGCUCACUGGGCGCGCCGGCGGCGGCCGCGCCCGCCGCGGCCGCGCCCUUGCCGGGCGGCGGCCAAGGCGCCGGCAGCGGCGGCGGCAGUGCGGCGCAGCAGUCGUCAAUGUUCCUUCAGCUCCCGAAAUUCAGAGAGCCGAUCGAGGCUUUCAACCCGGCGGGGUCGGGGCGCUCCGACGACUUCAUUGAUCUGGACGGGUCGGAUUGUGGGCGAGGAGGAGCGGUGGCGGCAGAAGCUUGA